Diaporthe citri is the source of this 2283-nucleotide messenger RNA. RefSeq lists its product as uncharacterized. The transcript has 3 exons. Gene Ontology annotation, molecular function: flavin adenine dinucleotide binding; thiamine pyrophosphate binding; magnesium ion binding. The record is from RefSeq and is a predicted model, not a curated record. Lineage: Eukaryota; Fungi; Ascomycota; Sordariomycetes; Diaporthales; Diaporthaceae. Gene Ontology annotation, biological process: L-valine biosynthetic process. Bases 1 to 2283 code for a protein of 760 amino acids. Gene Ontology annotation, cellular component: mitochondrion; acetolactate synthase complex.
AUGCUCCUGCGCAGGACCCCGCUCCCCAGCCGCCCGUGCAGGGGGAACUCUGUGCCACUGGCCGCCGUCUCGUCGCUCUCGGUCACUCGCACUCUGGGCCAGGCCCGCCUGCGAGCAGCAUCCAGUGGCCCCCGCCAAGUCCACCACGAUGCCGGAAUCCCAUCCCGAGCACGUCCUCGCGCCCUGCAGCUCCGGCCGAACCCCGAGGCGGCCCCUUCUGGCUCUUCUGGCCACAGGAACCCCCCGCGGAACGGCAUCACCACCGGCUGUCAACUUACACCACUUACACCACACUCACAACGCCUGAGGCUCUCAUCGUCGCUUGCUAUAUCCAGGCCCUCGCCCACAAGGACCACAGUGAAAAACAGCCAGCAGGACCGAUCACAUGCACUUGACUCACCUAGUGUGACAGCAAUACCAAAAACGAGCACAACGACACUGACAGGCUCACUCGUAUCCCCAUCAGCACACUCACCACCAGCAGCCAGAGCACUUCACUCGUCAGCCUCUCCGCCCGGCAUGUACACGACCUCCUUCGCCUUCUUCGAGUCCCUCGGGGAGGCCGGCAUCAGCCAUGUCUUUGUCAACCUGGGGUCCGACCACCCCAGCAUCAUCGAGGCCAUGGUCAAGGGCCAGCGUGAGAAGAGUGCAAACUUCCCCCGGAUCAUCACAUGUCCAAAUGAGAUGGUGGCCAUGUCCAUGGCAGACGGCUACGCCCGCCUGACCAACAAGCCACAGGCCGUCAUCGUACAUGUUGAUGUCGGCACGCAGGGCCUCGGCGCCGCCGUGCACAACGCCAGCACCGGCCGUGCCCCAAUCCUGCUGUUCGCGGGCCUGUCGCCCUUCACCAUUGAGGGCGAGAUGCGCGGCUCGCGCACCGAGUACAUCCACUGGGUUCAGGACGUGCCCGACCAGAAGGCCAUCGUCUCCCAGUACUGCCGCUACUCGGCCGAGCUCAAGACGGGCAAGAACGUCAAGCAGAUGGUCAACCGCGCCCUGCAGUUCGCCCGCUCCGCGCCCCAGGGCCCCGUCUACCUGUGCGGCGCCCGCGAGGUCAUGGAGGAGGACAUCGAGCCCUACAGCGUCGACCCCAAGUUCUGGGAGCCCGUCGAGCUGGGCGGGCUGCCGCCCCGCGGCCUCAAGGACAUCGCCGAGGCCCUCGCCGGCGCCAAGCAGCCCCUCAUCAUCACGGGCUACGCCGGGCGCAACCACGCGUUCCCGGAGAAGCUGGUGGAGCUGGCCGACACGGUGCCGGGCCUGCGCGUGCUGGACACGGGCGGCAGCGACAUGUGCUUCCCGGCGUCGCACCCGGCGUGGCUGGGCCUGCGGUUCGGGCGCGAGGACUACAUCAAGUCGGCCGACGUGAUCCUGGUGCUGGACUGCGACGUGCCGUGGAUCCCGACCGGGUGCAAGCCCAGCGCCGACGCCAGGAUCUUCCACGUCGACUGCGACCCGCUCAAGCAGCUGAUGCCCGUCUUCUACAUCGACGCCCUGCAGCGAUACCGCGCCGACAGCCUCCUGUCGGUGGACCAGAUCACGCAGUACCUCCGGACCAACGAGGGCACCAAGGCCCAGCUCUCGGGCGGCGAGGCCGGCGCGCGCGCCGAGGCGCUGAAGAAGAGCCACGCUCAGCGCCUGCAGGAGAUCGAGGCCAAGGCGAAGCCGGCCGACGACGGGCAGUUCGGCACGGGCUACCUGUGCCGCAGGCUGCGGGAGCUGUGCCCCAAGGACACGAUCUGGUCGAUCGAGGCGGUGACCAACACGGCGUUCGUGCACGAUAACUUGCAGCCCGAGGAGCCCGGGUCGUGGAUCAACUGCGGCGGCGGCGGGCUGGGCUGGUCGGGGGGCGGCACGCUGGGCAUCAAGCUGGCGACGGACGUGGAGAGCGGCGGCGCCGGCAAGGGCAAGUUCGUGGUCCAGAUCGUGGGCGACGGCACGUUCCUGUUCAGCGUCCCCGGGUCGGUGUACUGGAUCGCCCAGAGGUACGGCAUCCCGGUGCUGACCAUUGUGCUCAACAACAAGGGUUGGAACGCGCCUCGCAACUCACUCCUGCUGGUGCACCCCAACGGGUUGGGUUCCACGGCGACAAACGAGGAGAUUAACAUCUCGUUCGACCCGGUGCCGGACUACUCGGGCAUCGCAAAGGCUGCGGCGGGCGGCAAGCUGCACGCGGCGAGGGUGGACAGCGCCAACAACCUGGACGCGGUGCUGAAGGAGGCCAUCGAGAGUGUCAAGAACGGCCAGGCCGCGGUGGUGGAUGCCAAGGUGCUCAAGGGCUGCUAG